GGCUGGAUUCUUUCUCUGCAGGACCCACUUGCCAGAGGAACUGAAGAGAGGACCCGAGACCUAAGAUGGAGGCCUUCUCUCUGCUGCUCCUCGGUCUGGGUUUGGUUCUUGCAGGAGCUCCAGAAAGCAUAAUGGAGAUACUUAAUAAAGAAUUUUCGGGGGCAGAGAUGCAGUAUGACGUGGCAAACAGCGACCAAGAAAAACAGACUAGUGAGGUAUUAAUGAACUUGACUCUGUUAUAUAAAAAUACCAGCACCAGUAUGUCCAAGGAUAUUCUGUUUUCCUUAUUACUGACAUCCAGAUUACAUUAUAGCUUCCCCAGAGGAAAUGGUCCAGGUAACGGCAAAGAGUAUUGCAAUGACGUGGUGGUCGGGAAAAAAGUUUCCGAAGCUAAUGGGUCGUGCAGAUUGAGCAAUAACUUCAUCUGCGGCUCCAUGGAAGUGAUGCCCGGGGUCUGUGAGGCCUCCAGCUGCAAGUGCGGACAGAAUCUUGGCACCAGCUGCUCUAGGAACCCACAUCUGGAGACCACUAUGUUCCAGCACACUAUGGACAAACAAUUCCCCAGGUGCCAGUACCACAGUGAUACCUCAUUAAAGAAAAUAUUGGCAGUGCUGACAGGUAAUUUUCUGAUGAGCUGGUUAGUUAGUGGCUCUAACUUGUAAAUCCCACAGGGCUUUGAGACUGGAGUCUCUCUAAAGAAGGACAUCCUUAUUCUCAUUAUUGUUUGUUUCCUUCUAUUAUCCAUACCUACCUUUUCAGCAAUGUAGUAAACUCUUGAUUAUCUAUACUAACUGGAGGAAUGAAAAAUGCAAAAUUGUUAAUUCAAUUAAAAUUCAUAACUGAUCCUGGAGUACAGAUACUGUUUCUCUCUCUCCCCCUCCCCCACCUUUCUCUCUCUGUCUCUCUCUGUCUCUCUCUGUCUCUCUCUCUCACACACACACACACACACACACACACACACACUCACUUUCUCUGAACCAAAAUGAAUUCCAUCCCAGCUCAGCAAUAAAGCCAAGAAGCAGAAUUCAUCCAACCUGACAAAAUUAAGAGAAAGGGCCCAAAACGAAUAUUGUUAAUUGAACGUUAAUUGUACUACCACUGAGACUAUUCCGAGAAAUAGUGAGUGAUAAUAGGAGAUACUGUCAUCACUGUUUCUUUUCAAAUAAGUGUGCACAUUGAUGCUCACAAAUGUGAGCACCCACCCAUGCAACCAGGUGCCAUGUGUCCUCCAGAAGAUGCCAGAAGAAAAAGAUGCUUUUUCUAUGCAAUCUCCAUUCUUCCAUCCUUGUCCCUAUCUAUGUCACAGGUUGAAUAAUAAAGCUCUUAUUGCAAUUUUUACUCA
Molecule: messenger RNA, 1342 nt
Organism: Suricata suricatta (meerkat)
Lineage: Eukaryota; Metazoa; Chordata; Mammalia; Carnivora; Herpestidae
Gene: RNASE11
Product: ribonuclease A family member 11 (inactive)
Exons: 2
Coding region: 66-662 (198 amino acids)
Molecular function (GO): nucleic acid binding
Source: RefSeq, a predicted model, not a curated record